AUGGGACUCAAGAAGAAAGCGCCACCGAAGAAGGCGGCAGCCAAGAAGGCCUUUGCAGAGGCGGCAGCUGACGCUGCGAAGACAGCUGUUGAGACAGUCACCGUGCGGGCCGAAGGCAAGACACCACGCCGCCAUGUGAGCUUCACCGGUGUCGACACAGUGAAGAAGUCAUCGCAGGGUGAAUCCAAAUCGACAGCAGCUGCAGCUGCCGCAAGGCGCGCGGCGACGAGCGGCAUCAUCGAGGCGAAGAAGCGACGCCGCGACGAGGAGAUGGAGGAGGCGGCGGCAGAAGCAGCAGCAAAGGAUGAGGAGGACGAUGACGAGGAGGUGGAGUCGGAAAUCCUCGAUAGCGGCAGCGAAGACGACCUGAGCGAUUUGGCCGACGCCGAUGACGCGAGCGAGGCGAGUGAUGAGGCCGGCUGGGAGAAUCCCUUCGAGAAGGCAAAGCGUGACGGCACGCGACUCGCGUACGAGGCGCUUCGCCUCCGCUUCCUCCCGCCGGAGUUCCAGGAGCCGCAGCUCUUCAAGUUCCUCUCGCAGUUCGGCGCCACGGUGCUGAACUGCUUCUGCGUGCGCAGCCGGCGGACGCACCAGUCGAAGGGCGUCGCGUACGUGCAGUUCGACAACGACGCGGUGCUGCCGGUCGUUGUGGAGGAGUGCCACGGCAUGUCGCUCGGCGGCCGGGCGGUGCAGGCGCACCGCGUCACGCUGCACCGCCCCAUGCCCACGAAGGAGAAGGUCACCCGCCGCCGCCAGCUCGCCUACGCGUAUAAGACACGUGGCGCACCACUGCGGCGGCACGAUGUGCGCAAGAAGAGCCCCAUCGCGAUGCUCAUCAAGUGCGCNCGGGGGGAGAAGGCCAACAAUGAGCACCUGAAGCGUCUCGGCAUUGACUACGCGUCCAGCGGCUUCGCAGAGCAGCUGGCGAAGGUUCCUAAGCACCUCAUCGUCCACAAGAAGAAAAAGAGCAAGAAGAGCGGCGAUCAUGGCGAGGGUGGAAAUGGCGCUGACAAGAAGAAUGGUGUGCAGUCCACUGUCGUCUCGUCGUCAUUGCCAUCUGCUGCUGCUGCUGCCACGGGAAAAGCGAAACAACAAAAAGUGGGAAAAAAGCCGACUGGUGGUAGUGGUGUGAAGACUGCUGUCGCUACUGCUCCUGCUGCUGCUUCUGCUGCACCGCGUGCGGUGGCGAAUAAGCAAAAAGCGGUGACACCUGCUGCUAAGAAGAGCCGCACAGCAUCUAAACGGAGCUAA
This is a messenger RNA of Trypanosoma grayi, 1251 nucleotides long. RefSeq names its product RNA-binding protein. Gene Ontology annotation, molecular function: RNA binding. Gene Ontology annotation, biological process: maturation of LSU-rRNA from tricistronic rRNA transcript (SSU-rRNA, 5.8S rRNA, LSU-rRNA). Bases 1 to 1251 code for a protein of 416 amino acids. Gene Ontology annotation, cellular component: nucleolus. The transcript has a single exon. The record is from RefSeq and is a predicted model, not a curated record. NCBI's taxonomy places the organism in Eukaryota, Euglenozoa, Kinetoplastea, Trypanosomatida, Trypanosomatidae.